AUGAAAGGGCCAAGACAUGCAGACUGCUGGCGAAGAAGAAUUAUAGCAGAUCAUGACUCGUCAGGAGCAUUAGGCAACAAAGAUUCACAUGCUACUGAGGUAUUCAUGACCAUCCGUCAUGCUUAUGAAGUAUUAUCUAAUGAAGUAACAAGGAUUCGGUACGAUCGUGCACUUACAUGUCAAGAGGAUGUUGGGAGGUCUUACAAAGGAAAAUGGAACCAUAGUCCUAAUUUUGAAGACGGGGUUAGGCUCCAUAGGUGGAAAAAUGCAAGAAGAAAGAUCCCGAAAACGAAGGGUGUUCUUUCUUUUACGAAGAAACCGAUGACGAGGAUGAAAAAGAAAACCGGAUCUCGGUUUUCUCUUACCUUCAGAAGCCUAAUGGCUCUCCUAGAUAAGAAGUUGGAUGCCGGAUAUAAGAUUGGUUACGUAAUCGCCUGGGUUUCGGGUGGGAGAGGCGGUGUUUUGCUGACUUUAUGUCCUUCGUUUGCAUGUUGGGUUUGCGGAAAAAGCAGCGGGUUGAAGAAAGGAAAAAAAAGGAGUAAUUGA
This is a messenger RNA of Hibiscus syriacus, 546 nucleotides long. RefSeq lists its product as uncharacterized. NCBI's taxonomy places the organism in Eukaryota, Viridiplantae, Streptophyta, Magnoliopsida, Malvales, Malvaceae. The coding region runs from base 1 to 546 and encodes 181 amino acids. The transcript has 4 exons. The record is from RefSeq and is a predicted model, not a curated record.